CACUUCCUCUGACUACACCUCCCACUCUCUCUUAUUCAUCCUGAUUCUGUCCCACAACCCCCACCCAGCCUCCAGUGGGCGGUGUGCGGACAUGUGCGCCCCUCCUCUCCCAUAGUGGCUGCAUAAUAGUGGCCGUGGAAUGGAUUUGAACUUGCAACCAGAACUGAGAGGUGGAAGAGGUCCGGACAUCAGACGUCUGUGAGAGAGGAGCCGCUGCACCACAGGGAUCAAACCUCCGGGACUUUCGUUUGCAGUACUGAAGUUUUCACUGAUAACCCGGACACAAGCCAGCUGGAUUUUCUGACUUUUUAUAAAUAGUGUUAACAAGAUUGUUUUGAGAUGUUUCCUCAUAUCCUCACAUACCUGCUGUGUCUGGUGUGUCUGUGUUCUGCUCGUCCUCAACCAGCCCCACCACACUCAGCGAGAGUGGAGAAGAACUCACCUGCAACCGGCUCUCUGUCAGGCCGAGUGGUGCUGCCAUGUCACUUCUCCAUGAUGCCAGACUCUCCCAGCAGCUUGACAUACACUCCCUCCACCACCACACACACCUCGACACCUGGACCUCUCCUCCCUGCUGAUGCUCCUCAAACUGAGGAGCAGCUGAGAAUCAAGUGGACAAAGCUGGAAGGAGAGGGAGAGAGGGUGGUGCUGGUGGCCCAGGCAGGGUUGGUCAAAGUGGGGCCAGAAUACAAGAGCAGGGUGUCUGUGCCCAGUCACCCGCUGUCGGUCGGGGACGCCUCUCUGAUCAUAGGGAAGCUAAGGGCCAGUGACGCAGGACUGUACCGCUGUGAGGUGAUGCAUGGGAUGGAGGAUACUCAGGACACUGUAAGCCUUAAUGUCACUGGUGUUGUGUUCCACUACAGAGCCAACAUCAGCCGCUACACCCUGGAUUUCCCUGGAGCUGUGGAGGCGUGUCAUGCUGUCGAUGCCUCCGUCGCUACACCAGAGCAGCUGAGGGCUGCUUUUGAGGACGGCUUGGACCAGUGUGAUGCAGGCUGGGUCGCCGACCAGUCAGUCAGAUAUCCAAUCACUGUGCCCCGUCAUGGCUGUGCAGGUGAUCUGAUGAACAAGCCAGGAGUGAGAACAUACGGCAUCCGACCCCCCACAGAGAAAUAUGAUGUGUACUGCUUUGUAGACAAAUUUCACGGGGAGGUUUUCUACCCUCCAUCUAUUAGCGUUAAAGUCACCUUGCAGCAGGCAAGAGAGGAGUGUGAGAAACACGAUGCUGUGUUGGCGUCGCCUGGUCAGUUAUUUGCAGCCUGGAGGGCGGGGCUGAACAGAUGCGACUACGGUUGGCUGUCUGACGGCAGCGCCCGCUACCCCAUCACCCUCCCCAAACCUCAGUGUGGAGGGGGCCAGCUGGGCGUUCGCACACUGUACAAGUACGAAAACCAAACUGGCUACCCAGACCCCUCGGAAAAGCAUGGACUUUUCUGCUUCAAGGCCUAUCUACCAGAGCCGACUACCAUGAGCCCAGGGACGACUCCAGCUGUGUACAAACCUCAAGACCCAAAAUACGAUCCCAACACUACAACACUGUGGUCACUCUCAGACCCUGAAAGGGCUGAAAUUCAAACAAGAGGACCAGAGCCGGCUGCAUACUCUCCAACAGAGAGGCCACACACAGCCUCCCCAGAUCAACUUGGGGCCCUCCACGCCUCCCCCCACACCACAGCUUCAGUGAACCCCACUCCCAUCUUAGACUACGAUGAUGUUCAAAGUUUCGACAUCAACAAGGUGGAGUCGGUACCAGUUAGAGGACACGUUGUGGUCCCCAUGGAGCUCCCUCCCUUACCCACCCUCCUCUCCCAGACUGAACAACUUGACAUCUCCCAAGGGGGGGAGUUAGGGGGCCAGGCGGGGUCGGGCCGAGGUGAGAGUGGGCAGGGAGGCAGCGGUGACGACGGCUCCAGUAGGGCUGAGGCAGGAGCAGUGGAGACCCCAUCACAGGUGUCGGCAGAAGCCGUAUCAAUACCGAGUCAGCUUCAAGAAACGACCACUGGGCCGGAGCUGAGCGUGGAAACCACAUUGAGACCAUCACAGCUUCCAGAGAUCACCACACAGAACGUUGUCCCAGAGGUGCUCUUCCUAAAGGUCGUCAGCCCAGAGCCGGGCCUCCCUGCUGGUAGUGGAGAUGAUGGGCGAGAAGAUCCUGCCAUGGUUUUUAAAGAGGACGUCACCACUAGAGUGACGCACACUUUUGACCUUGACCAAUCGCCGUCCAUUCCUGCUGUAGGUGGAGAGUCAACAGCCAAACCCCCAUUCCAUCUCAUCAUCGUCAAUGUGCACAGCCAGAAUCAGUCAGUUGACCACAUCCUGGAACUCUUAAACCAGCCUGGAAACAGCAUCUCCGGCUCCGAGUCCCUGUUUCCCCAGAUCACUGACCUUUCACAUAUGACCAGGGAAGCAAUCCAGGGCAGCGGAGACAUAGACUCUCUCGAGCCCUCACCCAUCAACCUGCCUCCAACUGUCAGCUUUUUCAAUGGAAAACACGAGGCUACAUUUGAGCCAGAGCAGCCAGAGGAAGCUAGAGGGGAUCAGUUUGAGACGGCCACUCCUGUUCGAGUAGAAGACAUGGAAGUGGAGGAGAAGGAGGACGGGGAAAGCGUGACUCCUUUUGACUACAGUGUCUUAGAAAUCCAAACAGAGGCAACACCGUCAGAGGAAACCAGUGAUGCAGUCACUCACCCUGCAAAUAUGUAUCCAGAUGUGGUAACAGACUCGGACACUGAUGUUUACAAGGUCCCUUAUGUCUUUACAGACUUUGAGAGAGUCAGUACCCAUAAACCAGAACAGGCCACCACAAUCCCAGACAUGCACCAUGUCUCAUCAGUAGCAUCCACCACACUAUCAACACCAGUCCUCUCUGGUGUCUCCCAGCCUGUCAUUGAUGUUGUCUCUGCCUGUGAGGAAACGCAGGGUUCUCCAAACUGUGAAACAGCCGCUGCUACACAGGAGGGCUCCGCACAUGAUGCUUUGCCCACUCUAGCUGCAGACAGCCAGUUGGGCAUGAUGACCGAUGAGGCUGAAAUUGGGGGGACGGAGUUACCAACUUUUAUCCCAGACACACAAUCACAAGAAACCACCACACAGACUCAGACUGAAGACUUUGAAGCAUCUGCCUCCGGAGAAGAUGAAGCUUCAGGACAAGACCCACCGGAGACACCUGGACUUACCAGCACACACCCACCGAUUUAUUCGACCCUUCACACCCAGCAGCCUCAACCUGCAGCAGGCACCGAAGUAACAGAAGUCCCUGAAGUUUUACAGGCUGUUGACACAGUUAUAGAAACAGGCUCAGGUGCAGAGCAGCUGUCUGGAGAGAAGGAGGUUUCUGAGGAACAGCACAAUCUGGUUGACCUUCCCAGAGAGGUUGCUGUUACUGUUUUACCAGCUGUGGCGGCUGUUUUAGAGCACACCACUCUCCCUACACACAUGAAGGACACAACCUCUGGAUCUAGCACAUCAAAACCCUUAACACAUCACUCCUCUGCUGUCACAGACGAUAAGAAACAUCCUGCUGUUACCGCUGAGCCUGCACCCACAACCUCUGAUGGCGACGACACGCAACCCAGCAACCCUUACAGAGACCAGGCUAAACAGUCCACCACAAGUUCCUAUAAGUAUGUAAGCCAGCCAAUGCUGUCCACCACAUUGUACACAUUCGACCAAAGCACCCACUCCGUCCCCCAGUGGGCACUGUUCCCCGACCCAGCUGCCACCCCCCUCCCAGAGGAUGAUUUGGUGGAUUACGACCAGAUUGUCCCUUCUCUGGUGGAGUCGCUGCCUCAGAUACCAGAAGAGACCAUGGCCACAGAGCAACCACAGGCUGGCACCGAUUCAGCUUACUCUGUGGAUGCCAGCACUAUGAAUGUCAGAGAUCUCCUACCGUGCUCAGCUGGUGUGUGUCAGAAUGGAGGCUCCUGCUACAAGAGGGGAGCACAAAAUAUCUGUGUGUGUGCACCUGGAUACACUGGGCAGCACUGUGAAACAGAUGUUGACGAGUGUGAGUCGAACCCGUGUCUGAACGGAGCCACCUGUCUGGAUGGAGUCAACUCCUUCACCUGUCUCUGCCUGCCCAGCUACGCAGGCGAGCUCUGUGAACAAGACACUGAGGUGUGUGGAUUUGGCUGGCAGAAGUUCCAGUCCCACUGCUAUAAGUACUUCACACACCGUCGCACCUGGGACGCUGCUGAGAGGGAGUGCCGGCUGCACGGCGCCCACCUGGCCAGUAUCCUGUCACAGGAGGAACACCUGUUUGUCAAUCGUCUGGGCAGCGAUUACCAGUGGAUUGGCCUUAAUGACAAGAUGUUUGAGAGGGACUUCAGGUGGACUGAUGGCCGGCCAAUGCAAUACGACCACUGGAGGCCGAACCAGCCGGACAGCUUCUUCCAGUCAGGAGAAGACUGUGUGGUGAUGAUUUGGCAUGAAGGAGGACAGUGGAACGAUGUGCCCUGCAACUAUCACCUGACUUUCACCUGCAAAAAGGGAACAGUGGCAUGUGGACAGCCCCCUGUGGUGAAAGACACUCGAGUGUUUGGGGCCAUGAAGCCUCGAUAUGAGAUCAACUCCCUGCUACGCUAUCACUGUAAACAGGGUUUCAUCCAGAGACAUGCCCCUACGAUACGCUGCCGUGCAAACGGCCAAUGGGACACGCCCAGAGUCACCUGCACCAGCCCUGCAACUUACCACAAGUCAUUUGCUCCCCGGCACCGGAACAACAACAACAACAGCGAGCAGCAAAACAGCCACCAGAACCAUCACAUUCAUCCCACCAAGACUCAUCAGAAAGAAACUCAAAACCAAGAGCAACAGCAGAGUUACAGCAUCCUGCAGAGCUUCUUGAACCCUUUUCAGAAGCGAGUCCAGGAGCAGCCGAGGGAGAAGAGGGAAGUGCAUGUCCAAACACAGAGGGAAGAUCAGAUGAGACACUGAUUCGGUUUGGGGCUUUUAUAAAUCAGCUAUGCUGCGGCAGCCAAUCACAGCAGGCCUGCCAUCACAUUGUAGAGUCAUCGAUAGACAGAUAGAGCGGUGUACUGACCUGUCUAUCAAUGGCUCCGAAAAGAACAAGGGGGAUGUUUUACCAGCAAAUUGUCAAUAAAUACUCCAGGAUCUGAACAGUAACACAAAUGAGAAGUAAGUAUAUUCAGCAAGUUAAAUCAGACUAUUUCACAUCUGCCUAUAAUGCCACAAUGUUCUUAAGAGGCAGGUGCUGUAAUCAUGUCACUGUGUGGUUAACUUAAUCGUCAGAUACCACACAGGUGGUCUGUGAAAUCAGAUUUUUGUUCUGUAUUCACUUUCUCCUGAACCGACAGAGAAUCUGAACACACUUUGUCAACCCAGUGACGUCUGGAAAAAUCUUAGUUUAAAGGUACGCUGGGUUUUUUGUAUUUUUAUGAACCAACAAAGAUAUAUAACAUAUUUAGAUAUAACAUAUGUACUUUCAUUGUUUCUCAAAAAAAUGAUUAUGAUCUGUGAGGCCUAAUGCUAUAAACUAGAAGGGAAGGGAACGGACCUUAAAAAUUUGUUUUGGCCACUGAGGUAAAAGAAUUGAGAAACUCUGCAGGUUGAUGACAAUACUAUUUUUUCCUACACAUCUUUAAAAUAUUCAUCACCUUUGUUGUGUUGCCGCAAUCAAAUGAGAUCAUUGUGUUCAUAGUACAUAAGUAGAGUCCAUUUGAACACCCCCAUCUUAUAUGCAUGACCUCUGAACGCUCACACGUGAGAUGUUUGCAAAUUAUUUCAAAAUUGGGAUAGGUCACAAAAGUCUAUUUUCCAUAAAAUAAGUUAAUAUAUUGUAAUUUUAGCCAUACAAACUUACAGACAAAAUGUCAGUGGUCGAGUUGUAUUGUGGGUAAUGUAGGCGUCAGGUUGUUACCAAGACGAAUAAUACAUUUUAAAUAUUUACUGCAUAUAAAGAUGGACAACACGGGACAGAGCAGCUCCCCAAGAGUGAAGCCAAAGUCUCUCAAUUGCUACCUAGUGCCUGGCUGCAGUAUAGAGUAGGUCAUAAAUCCUGCCUCCUCCAUGUUAAUGAACGGGAGACCAAAAAGUGAAAGUACACGUUAAAUACAUUUUUCCCAAAGACGGUAUCUCUCAUUUGAGGUAUUUCUAAUCACACUGAUUUAUGUUGAAGUGUACAUUUUUUCCAGUAAAAUUGGAGUUGGUUAGUCAUCUGAUAAAAACAAGUAGUAGCAUGGUUGAAAACUUAGACUGAAUCAUGGUUGGUUUAGCACAUGUAUCAUUUGGACACUUCAUACCCAGAUCCAGCUCCAAAUGGCCAAUAUGGUGGCGUUUGACACAGAGACAAGAUGCUAACAAAACUCUGUAAACCUGUUGCUCCAUAGUGCUAAUGUACCACUAUUGGUCUAAUCCCCAUAAAGUACCUUUAAUAUCGGGAAGAUUCUGCACAUACUAAAUAAUCAAUCAAUCAAUCAAUCAAUCAAAUUGUAUUUGUAUAGCCCAUAUUCACAAAUCAUAAUUCGUCUCAUAUGGCUUUAACAGGGUGUGCCGUCCUCUGUCCUUAACCCUCAGCAAGAGUAAGGAAAAACUACUAAAAACCCUUUUAACAGGGUAAAAAUACGUAGAAACCUUAGAGAGAGCCACAUGUGAGGGAUCCCUCUCCCAGGACGGACAGAAGUGCAAUAGAUGCCACGUGCAGGAAAACAUCAUCAAGAUUAAAGUUUUAAGCAGUAGUGGAAGUCUCAAAACCCCAAAAAACUAUUCAUUGAAAUAUUUGUGUUUUAUUUUAAAGGAGCCAUUGUAUGCCCAUUUUACCACAGUUGAAAUGGUUCUUUGGGGUCUUAAUGAAAUGUCUGUAACAUAUUUUGGUCAAAAUACCACAAGGAGCAUUUAAAACAGCACCUUUUUUAACCUGUCUAAAACCGCCCUCCUCAGAUUGACCUGUUUUUAGUGCCCCGCCAACCAUCUCACAGAGCGAGACUCCCUACAUGGGCAUGGUUUGAACAUGAUGUAUUUUCGGUCGUAAUCCCAUUCGACGCCAUCUAGCGUAUCGUUUCUGACAUACAGGAACCACAACAAAUCGCGGGAGUUUUUUCCCCCAGAGUUUCUGGGACGGUAGACAUGCCAGAUACCCAAAUUAACGUAUAGACGCACUACAAAAGUGGAAUUUUCAUAAUAUGUCCCCUUUAAUACAAGCUCGUCCAGUAUUGAGAAUAGUUAUAAUGUUAUUGAUAGACUAUAAAAAAGCAUGAAUGCAUCACUUUAAAUUAUUAUCCUGAAACAUCCUCAGUUUGUCUAGUUUCGGGCUGUGCUGCUUACUAUGACAAUUCUUUUUUACCGGUUUAUCUCCCUGGUAGUUUUUUUGUACAAAAUAUUUUAACACAGAAAAUGAUUUUUUAAGGGAGAGAUGGGAGAUUUAAAGAGCGGCACACAGAGCUAAAGAGAGGUCGGUAUAUUAUUAUGAAUGUGUGUGCUGUGGCUAUUAAUCAUAGGAUAUAUAAUAUAGAUACUAUAUAAAGCCAUAUGAAUUUAACUUAUUGUAUACUUUAAACCUAUGAAUGGACUGUGAUAUCAAAUAAAGGUCAUAGGAAGUAGUUCUGUUAGGAGUACUUCCUUUUUUGUUUACUGUCAUGCUGUUUCUUGCGGAGAGAACUUCUCAUCAUUUACAACAGUCCAUGCUGCCGUCGUGGAUGUUCGCUGCAUUUUUUUUAGCAACCUUAGCUAUUCGAGCUGUUGGGGCCUCUUAUUUUGCUGAGGGUAUUUGAGAGUAUUUCGCUUGAAACUGUUCUACAUAGUUAUGCUGGGUUUUGUUAGCGUUCUCAGCUACAUGUAAUUUGUUGCAUUCUGGUGCACAUGUGGAACCUGUGUUUUUAACUUAACUGAUAUGGGAAUGUGAAAAAGCCACAUAGAGGCAACAUCAUCCACAAUAUUUUGUAACUGAUCCUGACACAUUUUAGGUAGUUUUUUUUUCAUGUUCUCAUACAUUUUCCUUUUUAUAUAUUGUUUGUCCAUGUAUAUGCAUUUUUAAAAGUUCUUUUUCUACUCUUUGUGGUUGAUAGGGUUUACUGUGUCUGUGGCACAAGAGCUUAUGUUUUAUGUUACUGUGUCAUUUUCCAGUCAAGUUACUGUAAAAUGUUCAUCAUCCUGGUUUCAUUGUCAUUGUCCGCUGUGUGUCCAAUAAUACCAACUCAUACCACAACCUGU
This is a messenger RNA of Pleuronectes platessa (European plaice), 8166 nucleotides long. RefSeq names its product brevican core protein. Gene Ontology annotation, biological process: cell adhesion. Bases 340 to 4935 code for a protein of 1531 amino acids. Gene Ontology annotation, molecular function: calcium ion binding; hyaluronic acid binding. The transcript has 16 exons. The record is from RefSeq and is a predicted model, not a curated record. NCBI's taxonomy places the organism in Eukaryota, Metazoa, Chordata, Actinopteri, Pleuronectiformes, Pleuronectidae.